Messenger RNA from Knipowitschia caucasica, 777 nucleotides. Lineage: Eukaryota; Metazoa; Chordata; Actinopteri; Gobiiformes; Gobiidae. The record is from the annotation of a GenBank genome assembly.
AUGGGGCAGGGAGAGGCUUCAGCGCGGGGGACCUCCAUGGAGGGGGACUGCCUCAGCUGCAUCAAGUACCUCAUGUUUGUCUUCAACUUCCUCAUAUUUCUCGGAGGCUCGUUCCUGCUGGGGGUGGGGGUGUGGGUGCUGGUGGACCCCACAGGAUUCCGGGAGAUCGUAGCAGCGAACCCACUCCUGUUCACAGGGGUCUACAUCGUCCUGGGCAUGGGGGGUAUGCUCUUCCUGCUGGGCUUCCUCGGCUGCUGCGGAGCCAUCAAAGAGAACAAGUGUCUGCUGCUCUUUUUCUUCAUGCUCAUCCUCCUCAUCUUCUUAGCAGAGCUGGCUGCUGCCAUCUUGGCCUUCAUUUUCCGAGAACACCUGACCAGAGAGUACUUCACCAAAGAGCUGAAGAGGCACUAUCAGGGCGUCAACAACACCGACGUCUUCACUUCUACAUGGAAUGCCAUCAUGAACACGUUCGACUGCUGCGGAGUGAACAGCCCAGAGGAUUUUAAGGACAGUCUCUUCCGCCUCAUCAACCCGGAUCAUGUGGUGCCCGAGGCCUGCUGCCACCGCGCCAAUCAGGCCGGAGACAUGUCUUACAUCAGCCGGGAGCAAUGCUUAUCGGGAAAUAUGAUGUUCCGCAAUAAUAAGGGCUGCUAUUCUUCUGUGGUUGACUACUUUGAACUUUACAUCUAUGUGGCUGGAGCGCUGGCUAUCGUGGUGCUGACAAUUGAGCUUUUUGCCAUGGUCUUCGCAAUGUGUCUCUUCAGGGGAAUCCAGUAG